Molecule: messenger RNA, 7605 nt
Organism: Bombus pyrosoma
Lineage: Eukaryota; Metazoa; Arthropoda; Insecta; Hymenoptera; Apidae
Product: GATA-binding factor A-like
Exons: 6
Coding region: 5593-6927 (444 amino acids)
Biological process (GO): cell fate commitment; negative regulation of transcription by RNA polymerase II; positive regulation of transcription by RNA polymerase II
Molecular function (GO): RNA polymerase II cis-regulatory region sequence-specific DNA binding; zinc ion binding; DNA-binding transcription factor activity, RNA polymerase II-specific
Source: RefSeq, a predicted model, not a curated record
CGAGAGAAGAUCGUGACGCAAAGGGACCGAACUCGAGGUUGGAGUGGCUUUUCCAGGGAUGUAACGGCGCCGGCGGCCGCCGGCCGGCGUCUCCCUACGAGAACACUCGUCCGGUUCUUAGGCCUAAUUGGUUGUCGCCCGGCGCCUUGUCUUGUUCACGAAGAAAGCAGACCUUUCUCGGUUACCACGCCGUUUCGUCUUUUUUUCUAGCCACCCUUUCCAGGCUGGCUAUUAAGAGCGCGUCGCGUCGAGUACCUGUGCCGUUCGCUCGGUUCCAACGUAACCGAGACGGCGACCGAUCUACGUUUUCCGGUAAUCGAGUCCGCGCGUGAAACGUAUCCGUUGUGAAACGUAUCGACGAGAAGAAAGAAAGAAAGAAAGGAAGGGAAGAAGGAGGACGCGCGAGUGGGAAGCUAAAGUCGCGAUCCGAAGAGACCUGAAGAGAUGAAAAGUUUGGUCGGCGAGUAGACGAAGGACGCGAGUAAACCGUGCCGCUGGGUUCGCGUAUCGGGAAACGCGCGAAGCACGCUUAAUUUACCGUAAUAGCUAUUCCGCGUAUCGAAUAGAUAUUUUUAUUGGCGUUCGCUUUCGGUACGAUACGCGUUUAUCGAGUGUCGUGUUUAUCGAGCAUCGUAAAACGAUCGUUAAUGUUUUUACGAAUCGAUAACGAUCGCCAUGGGUUCUCGUAAUAAUGACGUUGCCACGCUGUCUGCCGUCGGAUCGAUAAGAUCUCGAACGAUCUCACGACUCGUUCGAGAAUCACGAAUAGGCAAAGUCCCCUAAUUUAUCAGCCGCGUUCUCGGCCAUCCUACGGGCCCGCGCUCUUCGCCGUCUUCGCGAUUUCCUCUGUCGUACGGAAAAUGCGGCGACGGUGCGUGGCGAUGGCGCGCGUCGCUGAAACUCGUCGAGACUUUGCAAAGUCGGUCGGUAGAGAAGAGGACGACCGGCACGGGGUAAAAUCCGGUAAAAUGGUAUCGAGCGAUCGAGGAGGCGAGCGAGGUUGCGCGCAUCGGCCAAAGACCCGUUACGUCGGAGGACGAGGUAAUUAAUUUAAGCCGCGAACGGCUCGGCACUAGGCCAAUGCAAACACCUUCUUCCCGUGGCCGCACGCACAGCCGCGGCUUAUAACGCCGGAGCGCCGCGACUCCCGGAUAAAACGAUCCUUUGCCACCUUUUUCCUGUCUUUCUCCGUUCGCAUACUCGUCCUUCUCCGCUUCUACUUCUUCUUCUUCUUCUUCUUCUUCUUAUUCUUAUUCUUAUUCUUUUCCUUUUCCUUCGUCUCCUCUUCUUUCUUCCGAGUGGUUUGGCGCGCGCGCGCGCUUUCACACACGCACACGCCAACCUUUCGAUCCUGGAUCCGGGAUAUAACUGUACAACGAGGCUGUCGCGACUUUGAGCCAACUAGCUCGCGACGAGCAAAAGAAACACCGUCGCGAGGCGGAAUUCUCGGCGAUCGAACGCAUAGGCGGAGACCGGACGAAUCGGCGUGUUUGGAUCGUGGCGGAGCACGAACGGAGAAAUCGCGGCGAGGAAUCGCGCGCGAAACAACGACGAUACGAGCCGGCGACGAAAAAGGAGAAGGAACGCGCGCGAUUUAACGAAGCAACGGCGAAUCGUGCGUAUCGCGACGUUAAUUACCAUCCGUAAUUAGCGCGGUGGCGAUCGAGUUUGAACGGAAUUCGCGUCGUCGAUCGACGGCUGCUCGUGUGCCUUGUUUGGCGGCGGGAUGCGCGACGGUGACGAGCGGCGUUCGCAUCGAGACGAAAUCGCCGUGUAAACGAAAAAUUCGAAAGCCACGCGAGGGAGGGGAAAUGGUGACGGAGGGAAGAGAGAAGCAAGAGCCCGGUUUAACGAACCUCUCGAAGCGCGAGAACGACAACGCCGACGAGGAAACGGAGGAAGGCGACGACGGCGACGACAACGACGACGACGUAUCGCGAACGUUAAUUACCACGGUGAGAGCUCGGACGAAAUGCGCGCCACGGUUAGACAACGAUCGCUCGCCGUCCCUCGCCUAUCUCGGAAGGGUGGCGCGCGCGGCCCGAGCUCGUCGCCGCGCCGCGGCAGAUGCAUUAAUCGAACCGGCUUAAAUUAUAGCCGGCCGCUAAUUGCGCUCUUCUCUCGGUCUGUCCGACCGCGAAAGACACGCGGCGUUUCUCCUAGCGAUUGCGCGUGAUUAAACCGUCCCGCUUCUCUCCUUCUUUUCUGUUGAUCUGGUUGGCGUGGUCUCGAUACGCAGCACGGAAAACGAGAUCGAAACGAAAUCGAAGCUGGCCGCGACGGACCGACUAGAACGAGGGAUAGAUAGCGAGACACGACGAGAAGGCACGAGGGGAUCGGUGGGAACCGGAAGAGCAGCGCAGCACCCACCAGUGCUCCCAGCGCGGGACACUCGCGAUAGUUAAAACCGGCCGUAAGGAAUUACGAUGCGAUAAAACGCGUAUCGGUCGGCGUGCUGCCAGAGAUAUCGCGAGCACCGUCGCCGUUGGCAAAGUUCGUCGUCGGUCGGACGGACGGGCGGGCGGCCGCUCCGUCUUUCGACCGCGAAAUCGAAACGCCAAGGACGGGAGACGGCUUUCGCGGUUAGACGCGAAACGCGAAGAACGGCGUGGCGCGUGGUUCGCGUGCUUAGCUUCGAUAUAUCGCGAUUACGUAACUCGAUUAACGGUAAAAUCAACCGUGGUCCGUGCAACGAACCAACGAGUCGCAGAGUUUGGUAAAAAUUGACACGCGACGAGCACGCCGUGAACGCGGCCGCGCGCAGAUCCGUGUUCCUCGACGGUGAAUCGAAAACGGGGGGGAAAAAAAAGAAUGGCGAUGGAAAGAGACGCGCGGCGAUCGCGAGUUCUCGCACGCUACCGCAACCGUCGGAUUAACUCGAUCGGGGGAAGAUCGUAGGAGAGAGCGCGAUAAAAUCGUAGCCGUAGCUGGUCCGGACAAUAAUCGUAACGUCUCGGUCUGGUAGAGGCAAUUCCGGUCCGGUUGGAAUAAACGCGACGAAUCCUUAUCGUUAAUUGGACGAUAAAGGUAAAAAGGUAUCGUCGCGCCGUUUCUGCGCAUCUUCUUACUCGCGCUGUACCGACGAUGUAUUCGGCCGGAUCGCGGUUAUACCCUGGAUCGAUACCUAUACAACGGCGGAAUCCGGUGCUUGACCGGUUUCGACCACUCGAAAGAUCAUCGAAAGAUAUCGCUUUAAACGCGGUCGCGCCUUAAACUCCUCGCGGAAACGGUAAAUACCGUGCGAACGUCGCGACGUCCGUGGCCCUCGGACGUCUCUCUCUCUCUCUCUCUCUCUCUCUGUCUCUCUGUCUCUCUCUCUUUCUCUCUCUCGAUGCUUAUCGACGGUACGAGAGGCUGGACCUCGCGACCAUCGGCUUCCACUUCCGCCGGCAGUCUCGGAAAUUACCGGAGGCGACGAUCUCGAAAACUCGCGGCCCGAUGCCGAGAGUCCGGGCGUACGGGCGUACAGGCGGCGGGUGAACGCGGCCCGACGGACCAUCGUUCUCAAAGUUAAUUAGAAAACAAACAGAAAAUUAACGCGAACCCGGCAGCGAAUCUCUCCGGUCGGCGGCCGUUACUCACGAUUUAUCGUAACUCGUUCGAGUCCGGUCGGUGACCGGUUUAUGCUCGAGAUUGGUCGGCGAUGCGUGCGCGCGCGCUAGAGCAGUCGCGGACGCGAACGCGUUUGCUCGAUCGCCGCUCGAAAAUCAUCGAUACCGGCGAAUCCGUUGGCGUCGCGCGUCGGAUCGACGCGAGCAGGAAGUCGGUCUUUUCCCGCGAGAGCGAAACCAGUUUACCCGAUGCUGCGGCAAAAAUCGUGAAUUAUCGCGUAAUCGCGAAUACGUUUAACCCGUUAACGCAUCGACGUUGAUCGCGAUAGCUCUCUUUUGCUCCGAUUUCCUCUCCUCCUCUUCUCCCUUCUCCCUUCUCCCUUUCUCCCUUGUUUUCCUGAUGGCGCGCCGCUACAGAGCCACGCGAGCGUACCGACGAGACGCGACGUAACCGAACGGCACGCGGAUAUUCGGAGUCGAAAAAUCGAAACUCACGACCGGUUGGGCGGCGAAAAUCUUCCCGACCGUUAAUCUUGAUUUAUGAUAACCGCGACCGCGAUCUGCUCUCGGAGACCGACCGGAUAAUUGGAUCGCGCGUACGCACGUCCCGCAGCGUCCGUUCCUGCUACCGGUCUCGGCCGGCAGCCGUCUGGCCGACCGAUUCGCACGAAACCUCUCUUGCCCUUCGCUCUCCUCUCGCUUCCACCAUCUCGAUUCCACGCGACGUUCCACGAGUCGCGAGAGGCGACCACGCGCGCCAGAUCGCGUGCACGAAAAAGUCGAAAGGUGCUGGCUCGUUCGUCGGCGAAGCGUGGUCCGGUGUCACGCAUGGGAACGCGUCCGCGCGCCUUCGAUCCGUUGGCGAAUUUACGCCGGUGGACGUGAAAUGACCGAUCACGGAACGGCGCGGCCGUACGACGAACCGAGAGCGAGAACGGGAUCGGCAACGGGAGCAAAGUGUCUUCGUGCGAUUCCAUCGCAACGUUUACACGGAACUUCCCGGAUACGCUCGAGAACGGUAGAACCGGUCCGAGACGGUGCAUGCCAGCCGAAUAAUCGACUCGGUUAAUUAGCGCGCGAUCGAUUCCUCUCCGCCGCGUCCAGACCCGAUGAUACGCGCGAUCAUUUCAAAAGCUAGCCCGCCGCGUUCUUUUCCUCUUUCUUUCUCUCCUUCCUCCCUCCACUUUCCCUCCUUUUUGCUCUUUUCCCGCCGUUCGUCCGCCGUCCAACCGAUCUCCGCUCGUUUCAGUUGCCCGAGUCGAGACCGACGCCGAAUCGCGGAAAAUCGCCGCAAUCGCGUUUCCGUCGACACAACGGGCAAACGUACGUGUACGCGUAUCGCGUGCCUCUCUCGCGAGAAGUUCGUCGAACGCCGUUUGCGGCGAUUUUCCGCGAGCCGCCCGUUCCGCGCUGUGGCUUGCUCCGAGCGAAUCAUAGCAGUCGGGGGGAAGCAGGCAGAUAGCAGAGUUUUCAAGCGCGUUUAACCGAGGUCUAAUGCGACGCGCGCGUAUUAUGGCGCGUGUAUUAUGCGGCUGUUGGGCCGACUGGCUGGAUGGCUUGGUCGGAUGGCUGGCUGGUCGGGCGGCUGGUCGACCGCGAGCUCGUGUGCGUGCGUGCAUCGGAUCGGGGCUCGGCCGUGAAAGUGUUGGUGCGUUGAUCGAGCGCCCUCGAGGAGUAUAGAGACAACGGCCUGCCGAUACACCGACCGUGCUUCUCAACCGGAGCCGAGAUCGCCCCUCGGCGCGAUCGCAACGAUUUCGCGGCACGCGACGCGAUCUCGCGACUCGCGCGUCUCGCCGCUUCGAGAUCGUCCGCCGGCCGUGCCAACGGAUGUCGAUUCCGAGGCGAGAUCGAUCGAUCGCCGGUGGCGAAGGACGCGCGUUCCGAGCAACCGUGGCCUGACGCGACAUUCGGUUGGGAACGGCUGAGCCCGCGACGAACGGCGCAACCUUGUUCCCGAGGGAAACGGACAGGAAAAGGAAUCGCGGAGGAACACGAAAGGCGACAAGGCGCGAUGCCGUGGUGUUAGCUCUCGGGGAGGAUGUUCCACGGGGGCGGAAGCAGCGGUUACGGCGCGAGUUCCGAUUACCAACAGCAGUCUCAACAACAGCAACAGCAGCAACAGCAACACGGUCAGCAGCUUCAGGCGCCCGUCUACGUACCAUCUUCGAGGCCGACGAUCCCGUCGGCGGCGACAGCCGCGGCAGCCGCUGCGGCGGCGGCUCAGUAUCACUCGUUCCCCGGUUCUGGCUCGCCAGCUUGGGAGAAGACCGCGGCCUCGUGGCAGCAUGGCGUGGAGACGUACGCCGCGCACCACGCGCUCGCUGGCCACGCGAGCGGAUCCGCGGCCGCGGCUGCGGCUGCCGCCGCCGCCAUGGGUCCGCAUUCUGGCCACGCGCACCCACAUCCGCAUCCGCACGCGGCCCAUCCGCACACCGGACACCCUCACUCGAGCCUCGCCGCGGCCGCCCCCUUUUACGCCCAAAACGUCGCCAUGAUGUCCUCCUGGCGAGCCUACGAUGGAGCUGGAUUUCAACGGGCCUCUCCUUACGACACCGCGAUGGAUUUUCAAUUUGGCGAGGGUCGCGAGUGCGUUAACUGCGGAGCUAUAUCGACGCCUCUUUGGAGGAGGGACGGCACCGGGCAUUAUCUGUGCAACGCGUGCGGACUCUAUCACAAGAUGAACGGAAUGAACAGGCCGCUGAUAAAGCCGUCCAAACGGCUGACAGCAACCAGGCGUUUGGGCUUAUGCUGCACGAAUUGCGGUACCCGCACCACCACUCUAUGGAGGCGCAACAACGAAGGCGAACCUGUUUGCAACGCUUGCGGGCUCUACUUUAAGCUGCACGGCGUCAACAGACCUCUCGCGAUGCGGAAAGACGGUAUUCAGACGCGAAAACGAAAACCGAAGAAGACGCCCGAGUCGAACGCCAGAUCGUCCACGGUGGAUCACGAAACUACCGCCGUUUCGGCCGCUUCUUCUCCGUCCACGGAAUUGAAGGGUAGUCAACAGCAACAACAGCAACAGCAGCAGCAGCAGCAGCAGCAACAGCAACAACAACAGCAGCAACAGCAGCAGCAUCAAAUCGAGGUGUCCAAAUCGACCGCCGGUGGCGCGUCCAGUUCGUCGGACAGACCAGUCUAUCUCGGGCAUACGUCUCUAUUGGCGACCGGAAGCGUAGCUACCGUGAAAACCGAACCGCGAAGUUGCGACGGCAUUGUCGGUCAGCCGUACUCCUCGUAUUACCAGCAUCCUCAUCAGCUCGGGGUGGCGACCAGCGAGCAUCAACAGCAAACGUACUACGGGAGCCAAGAAGCUCCCUAUCAUCAUCAACAUCACGUUACCGCGGCUGCCAAGUUGUUAGCCUCCACGUAAUUUGAUCUCAACGUCGAAGAAUCGACGGGACGAUUUCCGCGAUGCGCCACAAUCGCCGACGCGAAACGGACGACGAACGCGUUCGUUCAUCGUUGUUCGUCGUCGUCGUGUGUUGCUCGUUUCGUCGCAUUUCGUUUUCCGUUUCUCGCUUGUCCGUUGUCGUUCGUCGUUAUUACAUUGCCGCGUACGCAACGAACCGUACGCCACCGAUAAGCGAACCAGCGGAAUGGAUAAGCGAGGUUUAUGCUUUCGUCGAUCGUUCGUCGACGAUUCGCCGCCGUAUAUUUAGUUUUCUCGUCGUCUUCGUCCCUCGAAAAGAGAAAAAGGAAACAUCGUCGCGACCACACUAGGUGCUAUCGACCGACUUUCAUCGAUUUCGGCGUCGUGACACGGUCGUCCUGACACGUUUGACGCUUACGUUCGUCGAACGGUAUACAUGUAUUCGCCAACGAAAGGUACUCGAUUGUAAAUAAAAAUCGCGAGUCGAUUCGUAAGCUAGAUUUCUACGGUAGACUAGUUUUAGAGGCGUGUCGACGAUUUGAUCGACCGAUAGAGCGCAUGGAACGCGGCGAAUCCAAGGCGCGCGAACGACCUAUCCGCUUCGAAGAAAUGUCAGCUUUUUUGUACAGUUCCUGUAUGAUUAGUUUUCCGACGCGCAAUAAAGAGAAUAGCUUUCGA